AUGAUCAUUGAUAGUGGUUCUUGCACUAAUGUAGUAGCGGCAGAUGUAGUGAAGAAGGUGAGUCUUAUUGUGAGGAAUCAUCCACACCCUUACAAACUAAGUUGGCUUGAUGAUACAGGGUUAAAGGUAAAGAAACCAGCACUCUUCUCAAUUAGGAGCUACAAAGAUGAACUAUGGUGUGAUGUACUUCCUAUGAGUGCUUGUCAUGUUUUGCUAGGGAGGCCAUGGCAAUUUGAUCGAAAGGUGAUUCAUGAAGGGGACUCAAAUGUUUAUUUUGUGCUAGUUGGAACAAAGAGGAUAAGGUUGCAUCCUUUGACUCCUAGUGACGUCAUCCACAAGAAAGAAGAAAGAAGGUCUAGUGUGUUGCUUUCAAGUAUGGAGUUCGAGAAAGAGGUGGAAGAAGAGGGCUUGUGCUAUGCUUUGUUUGUGAGACAUGCUAUGGUUAAUGAAAAGAAGCCAUGUGAACUGAAGCUUGAUGCACUCAUGGAGGAUUUUAGAGAUGUAUUUCCGGAAGAACUUCCACAAGAGCUGCCACCUUUGAGAGGCAUUAACCAUGCCAUAGACUUGGUUCCGGGAUCCCCUCUACCUAAUAAACCAGCUUAUAGGUGUGAUCCAAGUGCUUCAAAAGAGUUGCAACGCCAAAUUGAAGAGUUGAUUGAAAGGGGUUAUGUUAGAGAAAGUAUGAGUCCAUGUGCGGUUCCGGCUUUGCUUGUGCCUAAGAAAGAUUGA
Molecule: messenger RNA, 729 nt
Organism: Beta vulgaris subsp. vulgaris (sugar beet)
Lineage: Eukaryota; Viridiplantae; Streptophyta; Magnoliopsida; Caryophyllales; Amaranthaceae
Exons: 1
Coding region: 1-729 (242 amino acids)
Source: RefSeq, a predicted model, not a curated record